GCGUGCCUCUGAAGGCGCGUGCCCGUCAGCGAGCCCACCAGCUCUCCAUCAGUCCGCUCAGGGAGGGUCUCCACCGGACCAGAACCUACGGUCCGGAUCCGAGCUGCGGUCCGGCUGCGGCUCUCAGGGCGCGGCAGCAGCGGGGCGAUGCGCUCCUCAGGCCGGGAACCAGCGCUCAUCUCCGGGUGCUGCUCUGCUCCUCUGCCCGCUCAGCGUGCUCCAUCUGCGGGGAUUAAACGUUGGUCUGUGCCGCUGCCGGUCGCUCCGGUGGUUCCCGGCGGACAGCCGCCGCCUCCGGGGCUCCGUGGGUGAUUUUCUGCUCCGGUUCCCCGGUGGGGAGGAUGUGAGCCGGGAUCCGGGAGGAGCGAGCGCCGCUGGGGGAGAGGAUGAGGAUUAUCCCGCAGUGGGAUUAUAUUUCCAGGAUCAGGAAUCUGGACGGGAAACAGGAAAACCGGAAUUCCUCUGAUUCAGGAAAAAGUUGAUUUGAUGAGGAGGAUGAAGAUGAUGCUCCAGAACUUCCUCUGGCUUCAGAUCAGAAGUUUGUUUCCGUCCAGAACCUGACCCGUUUACCAUGACUGGAGGAGCCAGACUGGACCUCGGUUCUGGUUCCGAGACGAUCCACUUCCUCCUUCUUUCUCCUCCGAACUUUAAUCUGAUUUAAGUGAAACAUGGUGAAGAAUAAGAGGAAACUUUUUCACUAGAACCAGAACCAGAACCAUCUUCACUGACAGAACUCUUCAUCCGGUCCAGAUCCAGAGUCACACCCAGAACCAGAACCAGAACCAGCAGGGCCGGGCCGGCAUGUCGGAGCGCAGCGCCCCGGGCUGCCGCCUCAGACUGGACUGGGUCUACGGGUACCGGGGCCACCAGUGCCGGAACAACCUGUUCUACACGGCCGGGAAGGAGCUGGUCUACUUCGUGGCCGGAGUGGGCGUGGUCUACAACAGCCGCGAGCACAGCCAGCGGUUCUACCUGGGCCACAGCGAUGACAUCAUCAGCCUGGCGCUGCACCCAGAGCGCCUCCUGGUGGCCACAGGCCAGGUUGGCAGGGAUCCAUAUGUGUGUGUGUGGGACUCGUUCACCGCGCAGACAGUCAGCCUGCUGAGGGACGGACACACACACGGCAUCGCCUGCCUGGGCUUCAGCGCCGACGGACAGCGGUUGGUGUCGGUCGGGUUGGACUCCAAGAACACGGUUUGUAUCUGGGAGUGGAGGAAAGGGAAGAUCCUGGCCUCCGCCAGCGGACACUCGGACCGGAUCUUCGAUGUUUGCUGGGAUCCGUUUCAGCAGAACCGCCUGGUGAGCUGCGGCGUCAAACACAUCAAGUUCUGGUCGCUCUGUGGCAACGCGCUGACGCCGAAGCGCGGGAUCUUCGGGAAGACGGGCGACCUGCAGACCAUCCUGUGUGUGGCGUCGGCUAAAGAUGACAUCACGUACUCCGGCGCGCUCAACGGAGACGUCUACGUGUGGAAAGGCCUGACGCUGCAGAGGACGGUCCAGUCGGCCCAUGGGGCCGGGAUCUUCAGCUUGUUUUCCUGUGAGGAAGGAUUCGCCACCGGAGGCAGAGACGGCUGCAUCCGGCUCUGGGACGUCGACUUCAAACCCGUCACCAAGAUCGACCUGAGGGAGGCGGAGCAGGGAUACAAAGGUCUGUCCAUCCGGAGCGUCUGCUGGCGAGCCGACCGGAUUCUGGCAGGAACUCAGGACAGCGAGAUCUUUGAGGUGAUGGUGCGGGAGCGCGACAAGCCGCUGCUCAUCAUGCAGGGGCACAGCGAAGGCGAACUCUGGGCUCUGGACGUUCAUCCCAAAAAACCUCUGGCUGUAACCGGCAGCGACGACAGAUCCGUCAGGUUGUGGAGCCUGGUGGACCACGCUCUCAUCGCGCGCUGCAACAUGGAGGAGGCGGUCCGCAGCGUGGCGUUCAGCCUGGAUGGAUCCCAGCUGGCUCUGGGGAUGAAGGACGGAUCCUUCACCGUGCUGAGAGUCAGGGACAUGACGGAGGUCGUCCACAUCAAGGACAGGAAGGAGGUGAUCCAUGAGAUGAAGUUCUCUCCAGACGGAGCGUAUCUGGCUGUCGGCUCCAACGACGGCCUGGUGGACGUUUACGCCGUCGCCCAGAGAUACAAGAAGGUGGGCGAAUGCAGUAAAUCCACCAGUUUCAUCACACACCUGGACUGGACUGUGGACGGGAAGAUCCUGCAGAGCAACGAUGGAGCAGGAGAACGCCUCUUCUACCGGAUGCCCAUGGGGAAACCCAUCACCAACAGCGAGGAGGUGAAAGGUCAGCGCUGGGCCUCCUGGAGCAGCGUUCUGGGGUCAGAGGUCAGCGGCAUCUGGCCAAAAUACUCCGCUUCGACGGCUGUCAAUGCGGUGGACGCCAACCUGUCGGCCGGCGUCCUGGUCUCCGGGGACGACCUGGGCCUGGUGAAGCUCUACCGCUUCCCCUGCCUGAGGAAAGGAGCCAAAUCCAAGAAGUACCAGGGCCACUCGGCGCACGUCACCAACGUCCGCUGGUCCGGCGACCUGCAGAGCGUCCUGACCACCAGCGGCGCCGACCACGCCCUCUUCCAGUGGAGGUUCCUGCCGGAGGACGGGACAGGCGGAGCGCCGGGCGGAGACACAGCAGAGAAUCUCGGCGACUCCAACAGCGAAGAGUCGGACAGCGACGCCUCCGACGUGCCGGAGCUCGACUCGGACAUCGAACAGGAAACGCAGAUAAACUACGAGCGGCAGGUCUAUAAGGAGGACCUGCCUCAGCUGCAGCAGCAGAGCAGAGAGAAGAAGCAGCAGGUUGGAUCCCUGAAGAGGCAGAGCGGACCGGACCAGGGCCUGCGCCUGCAGUUUGUUCACGGUUACCGUGGUUACGACUGCAGGAACAACCUGUUCUACGCCCAGAGCGGCGAGGUGGUGUACCACGUGGCCGCGGUGGGCGUGGUUUACAACCGGCAGCUGCACAGCCAGCGGUUCUACCUCGGCCACGACGACGACAUCCUGAGCCUCAGCAUCCAUCCGCUGAAGGACUACGCCGCCACGGGACAGGUGGAGAGAGAGAGAGAGCGAGGGAGAGGGAGAGAGAGAGAGAGAGAGACAGAGAGAGAAGAGAAGAGAGAGAAG
Molecule: messenger RNA, 3114 nt
Organism: Xiphophorus couchianus (Monterrey platyfish)
Lineage: Eukaryota; Metazoa; Chordata; Actinopteri; Cyprinodontiformes; Poeciliidae
Product: echinoderm microtubule-associated protein-like 6
Exons: 16
Molecular function (GO): microtubule binding
Source: RefSeq, a predicted model, not a curated record